AUGAGCUGCGUCGACCUUUCGAGAGCAACCAAUUGGCUUCAGGAAAUUAAUUCACUCGGCACUUUUCGAGUGUUAAAUUUGGGGAAUGCAGAACUCCCGCCUGUUACAUCCCCACUGCCCUCUUUUAAUCUGACAUCCAUCUCCCAGCUUAGUCUCUUUCACUAUCAGAACUUCAGUAACGCCAUGCUCAGUUGGCUGUCUAAUGCUAGCAACCUUGAAUAUCUCGGUCUCUCUGAGUGCUAUUCUGGACUUCAUGUGGAGCAACUGCAAGUUUCUUUUAGUGCUCUUCCUAAUUUAAAGAAAUUAGAAAUAGCAAGCAAUCUCAUCAAGGGAGAAAUUUCUGGAAUUCUAAGGAAUAUCGGCACCAGACUGCAGUAUUUGGAUUUCAGCGGCAAUGAAGUUAGCGGAGAAAUUGCAGAUAUCUUGUGGUAUCUUAGGCGCUUGGAGUACCUCAGUUUAGAUUCUACCUAUGUGAGGGGGUAUUUACCACUUGCCAUGGAGAAUCUAACAACUAUAAGACACUUGAGUGCAUCAAAUAGUCAUAUAGCAGGACAUAUUCCAGAAACAGUGGGGAAACUUGUCAAUUUGAGGUUUCUUGAUUUGUCAGAAAACAAUAUCACUGGAGUGAUACCAUGGAGCAUGGGAAACCUUACAAACUUGGCAGGCUUAUGUUUGGGAAAGAGCAACCUGACAGGAUCAAUACCAGAAACUUUUGGUAAUCUCACUAACUUGAAGUUGUUAUAUCUAAUUGACAGUAAUGUUUCAGGACAAGUACCAGAAUCCAUUGGCAAACUUCAAAAAUUACGUACUUUGUAUAGGCCAAAUAAUCUAUUUACUGGUCAGAUACCUGAGUCGAUGGGUGGACUCCAUAACUGA
Molecule: messenger RNA, 876 nt
Organism: Zingiber officinale
Lineage: Eukaryota; Viridiplantae; Streptophyta; Magnoliopsida; Zingiberales; Zingiberaceae
Product: LRR receptor-like serine/threonine-protein kinase FLS2
Exons: 1
Coding region: 1-876 (291 amino acids)
Molecular function (GO): protein binding
Source: RefSeq, a predicted model, not a curated record